Acaromyces ingoldii is the source of this 624-nucleotide messenger RNA. RefSeq lists its product as hypothetical. The record is from RefSeq and is a predicted model, not a curated record. The transcript is spliced from 2 exons. Lineage: Eukaryota; Fungi; Basidiomycota; Exobasidiomycetes; Exobasidiales; Cryptobasidiaceae. The coding region runs from base 52 to 525 and encodes 157 amino acids.
UCACACGACCCGCUCUACUGCGAAUACUCCUACCAACUCACAAAAAGCAAAAUGUCGGAAGCCUACGCCGGAAAGUCUGACCAGGACAUCAUUGCGGAGCAGGCCGCAUCGAUGGCCGACAAGGAGAACCCGCUGACCAAGUCGUCGUACAACCCGCGCAACACCGUCACGUCGGAGGAGUCCAACGUCAACGAGUCCGGCGUCGAGGGCUUCGCUGGCGCAGAGGUCAGCGUCGGCAGGACGGGACAGACUGGCGGCGGCACGAGCGCACAGAACAUCCCGCCAGAGGAGGGCGGACUGGACAGGAGCCAGGCGCAGGGCGAGUCCAGCGACCGCUUCGAGGGCACCGGGGGUGUUGAGGACAAGAGGCGGGAGGCCCUCGCCAACAACCCUGGCGGCUACGACACCAACCCCCGUGGAAUCGACGAGACCUACGACCGGUCCAAGCAGGAGUCGGUUCCCCUCACCACUGGCCAGGAACUCCAGCCGGGCCAGGGCCUCGACAUUGACCAGGCUCAAAACUAAAUCACCUGCCUCCGUCACUGUCCCUCCUCUAUAGAACUACAUCGACUGCAUGUAAAUAUCAACCAAAUAAAUGGAGGAGUGUCACAUCUAUAAGAGGCU